Ailuropoda melanoleuca (giant panda) is the source of this 5041-nucleotide messenger RNA. It is a transcript of the gene PIK3CD, whose product is annotated as phosphatidylinositol-4,5-bisphosphate 3-kinase catalytic subunit delta. Gene Ontology annotation, molecular function: 1-phosphatidylinositol-4-phosphate 3-kinase activity; 1-phosphatidylinositol-3-kinase activity. The record is from RefSeq and is a predicted model, not a curated record. Gene Ontology annotation, cellular component: cytoplasm; plasma membrane; phosphatidylinositol 3-kinase complex. Bases 300 to 3443 code for a protein of 1047 amino acids. The transcript has 24 exons. Gene Ontology annotation, biological process: cell migration; phosphatidylinositol-3-phosphate biosynthetic process; phosphatidylinositol 3-kinase/protein kinase B signal transduction. NCBI's taxonomy places the organism in Eukaryota, Metazoa, Chordata, Mammalia, Carnivora, Ursidae.
UGGGAAGUGGAGUGUGCGGGCUGUUAGCAGGCGGGGCGCCCCUACCGCGCCCCGCCUCCCUCCCUCGAGGCUCACUCGCGCCCAGAGUCUUGGCUGCUAGCGGCCGCCGGGCCGAGCGGCCCAGCCCCUGCCAGCCGCGCCGGGACCGACAGAUAAGGAGCUCAGAGUCAGGCAGGGACGGAAUGGUGCUCAUUGAUUCCAAAGCAUCUUUGAUCUGCCAGACAGAGGGGCCUUUGCUGCUGGUCUUUCUUGGACCAUUCCAGAGAGGACAACUGGCGUCUGAGAAGUGAAAGAACAGGAUGCCCCCUGGGGUUGACUGCCCCAUGGAAUUCUGGACCAAGGAGGAGAAUCAGAGUGUGGCCGUUGACUUCCUGUUGCCCACGGGGGUCUAUCUGAACUUCCCUGUGUCCCGGAAUGCCAACCUCAGCACCAUCAAGAAGGUGUUGUGGCACCGGGCCCAGUAUGAGCCACUCUUCCACAUGCUCAGCGACCCCGAGGCCUAUGUGUUCACCUGCGUCAACCAGACGGCGGAGCAGCAGGAGCUGGAGGACGAGCAGCGGCGGCUCUGCGACAUCCAGCCCUUCCUGCCAGUGCUGCGGCUCGUGGCCCGAGAGGGCGACAGGGUGAAGAAGCUGGUCAACUCUCAGAUCAGCCUCCUCAUCGGCAAAGGCCUCCACGAGUUCGACUCCCUGCAUGACCCAGAAGUGAAUGCCUUCCGCACCAAGAUGCGCCAGUUCUGUGAGGAGGCGGCCGCCCGGCGGCAGCAGCUGGGCUGGGAGGCCUGGCUACAGUACAGCUUCCCGCUGCAGCUGGAGCCCUCGGCGCGGAGCUGGGGGGCCGGCACCCUGAGGGUCCCCAACCGGGCCCUCCUGGUCAACGUCAAGUUCGAGGGCAGUGAGGAGAGCUUCACCUUCCAGGUGUCCACCAAGGACGUGCCGCUGGCGCUGAUGGCGUGCGCGCUGCGGAAGAAGGCCACCGUGUUCCGGCAGCCCCUGGUGGAGCAGCCCGAGGACUACACACUGCAGGUGAACGGGAGGCAGGAGUACCUGUACGGCGGCUACCCGCUCUGCCAGUUCCAGUACAUCUGCGGCUGCCUGCACAGCGGCCUGACCCCCCACCUGACCAUGGUGCACUCGUCCUCCAUCCUCGCCAUGCGGGACGAGCAGAGCGACCCUGCCCCCCAAGUCCAGAAACCGCGCACCAAACCACCCCCCAUUCCCAUGAAGAAGCCUUCCUCCUUGUCCCUGUGGUCCCUGGAGCAGCCUUUCUGCGUGGAGCUGAUUCAGGGCAGCAAAGUGAAUGCCGAUGAGCGGAUGAAGCUGGUCGUGCAGGCGGGGCUGUUCCACGGCAACGAGACGCUGUGCAAGACAGUGUCCAGCUCGGAGGUGAGCGUGUGCUCAGAGCCCGUAUGGAAACAGCGGCUGGAGUUUGACAUCAACAUCUGUGACCUGCCCCGCAUGGCCCGUCUCUGCUUUGCACUUUACGCCGUGAUCGAGAAGGCCAAGAAGGCUCGCUCCACCAAGAAGAAGUCCAAGAAGGCGGACUGCCCCAUCGCUUGGGCCAACCUCAUGCUGUUUGACUACAAGGACCAGCUCAAGACCGGUGAAUGCUGCCUGUACAUGUGGCCGUCCGUCCCAGACGAGAAAGGGGAGCUGCUGAACCCCACGGGGACAGUGAGGAGUAACCCCAACACGGAGAGCGCUGCGGCCCUCGUCAUCUGCCUCCCCGAGGUGGCCCCCUACCCUGUGUACUACCCCACCCUGGACAAGAUUCUGGAGCUGGGGCGGCACGGGGAGCACGGGCGCUUCAGCGAGGAAGAGCAGCUACAGCUGCGGGAAAUCCUGGAGCGGCGGGGGUCCGGGGAGCUGUACGAGCACGAGAAGGACCUGGUGUGGAAGAUGCGGCACGAGGUCCAGGAGCGCUUCCCCGAGGCGCUGGCCCGCCUGCUGCUGGCGGCCCGCACCUUGACCGGCACCUCGACCGCUGGCUCCCCCCAGAUGCUCUACCUGCUGGGCUCCUGGCCCGAGCUGCCCGUCCUGAGCGCCCUGGAGCUGCUGGACUGCAGCUUCCCCGACCGCCACGUGGGCUCCUUCGCCAUCAAGUCUCUGCGGAAGUUGACGGACGACGAGCUCUUCCGGUACCUGCUGCAGCUGGUGCAGGUGCUCAAGUACGAGUCCUACCUCGACUGCGAGCUGGCCAAGUUCCUGCUGGCGCGGGCCCUGGCCAACCGCAAGAUCGGCCACUUCCUCUUCUGGCACCUCCGCUCCGAGAUGCACGUGCCGUCCGUGGCUCUGCGCUUCGGCCUCAUCAUGGAGGCCUACUGCCGGGGCAGCACCCACCACAUGAAGGUGCUCGUGAAGCAGGGGGAGGCGCUGAGCAAACUGAAGGCCCUGAAUGACUUCGUCAAAGUGAGCUCCCAGAAGACCACCAAGCCCCAGACCAAGGAGCUGAUGCACGUGUGCAUGCGUCAGGAGACCUACCUGGAGGCCCUCUCCAACGUGCAGUCCCCGCUGGACCCCAGCACCCUGCUGGCUGAAGUCUGCGUGGAGCAGUGCACCUUCAUGGACUCCAAGAUGAAGCCCUUGUGGGUCAUGUACAGCAACGAGGAGGCAGGCAGCGACGGCAGCGUGGGCAUCAUCUUUAAGAACGGGGACGACCUCCGCCAGGACAUGCUGACUCUGCAGAUGAUCCAGCUCAUGGAUGUUCUGUGGAAGCAGGAGGGACUGGACCUGAGGAUGACCCCCUACGGCUGCCUCUCCACGGGGGACCGCACUGGCCUCAUCGAGGUGGUGCUUCACUCAGACACCAUCGCCAACAUCCAGUUGAACAAAAGCAACAUGGCGGCCACAGCUGCCUUCAACAAGGAUGCCCUGCUCAACUGGCUCAAGUCCAAGAACCCUGGGGAGGCCUUGGAUCGAGCCAUCGAGGAGUUUACCCUCUCCUGUGCCGGCUACUGUGUGGCCACUUACGUGCUGGGCAUCGGAGAUCGGCACAGCGACAACAUCAUGAUCCGCGAGAACGGGCAGCUCUUCCACAUUGAUUUCGGCCACUUUCUGGGCAACUUCAAGACCAAGUUUGGAAUCAACCGUGAGCGAGUCCCGUUCAUCCUCACGUAUGACUUUGUGCACGUGAUCCAGCAGGGGAAAACGAAUAACAGUGAGAAAUUUGAAAGGUUCCGGGGUUACUGUGAGCGAGCCUACACUAUCCUGAGGCGCCACGGGCUGCUCUUUCUCCACCUCUUCGCCCUGAUGCGGGCUGCCGGCCUGCCUGAGCUCAGCUGCUCCAAAGACAUCCAGUAUCUCAAGGACUCUCUGGCGUUGGGAAAGACGGAGGAGGAGGCUCUAAAGCACUUCCGAGUGAAGUUCAACGAAGCCCUCCGGGAGAGCUGGAAAACCAAAGUGAACUGGCUGGCCCACAAUGUGUCCAAAGAUAACAGGCAAUAGCAGCCCGGGAACCACCACCUUGGGAACCGGGCACCAGGCCCGCCCAGCCGUCCUUUGGGGCCGGAGAGCCUGCCCGGCACCCCUCGGGCAAGAACGUACACAACUGCCUUUUGUUUACACUGGUUAUUUAUUUAUGACUUGAAAUGUUUCAGGAGCUAAACAGCCAUAAAUGGAAAUGCAUCCUUUGUGCAGGGGAGGGGCGCCGUCCUCCAGCGCUCCCCCCCCAUCCGAGCCCCAGGCUCUGAUGAGGAGACACUGUGAGUUGGGCACUUCCGAGGCUGCAUUGUGCUAAGGACUGUAACCAGAGUCUUCCAGCUGGUGAAUCGGGCCCCAGCAAAGACUGCUCUCCUCGCCGCCGGGAAGCCUGCCUUUUUCCCGGGCUCCUGCCAGGCUGCACAGAGCUUGGCGCCUGGUGGUCACCCUGGUGCCUGCCGUGCAGACAGGGCGCCCACGACUCCGUCCCCCCCUCCACCUUCGUGCUCUCCACUGACUGAGCGCUGGGCAGCUCCCAGAGGAAGCCUGGGUACCCUCUAGAUUCAGGGAUGCUUGCUUUCCACUUUUAAAGUGACUCUUGGGUAUGGGAAUCCUCUCAUCUCUCUGCUGUAAAGCGAUUUUGUUUUGCGGGUAAGAAAGAAAAUAGCCAAACUACUCAUUGAACCUCGAUGGCUCAGAAUGGCCUCAGCCCCAUAAAGUAUAAUAUAUACUGGUCCUCAAGACAUUAAAAAGAUUUGAGCUUGAUUGAGCUCAACUACGGAUCAAGGCACAUGCAGGUCAGAGUACUCGUGCAAUUAUGUGUCUCCUGCCUCGUAAAGCAGGUUUUGAGGACGGGACUUGAUCUCCAGAACUCUCCCCUUUAACCUGCUGUGAGCAAUCAGGUAUCAGAAAUAUGGGGUUGGUCUGUGAUGGAAUGUUUUUCUCUGACGGUACCUGGCUUGAAGCCGUUCAGGCUUCGCCUUCAGUGGACCUGAAGAGCUCUAGAAAUGCCAGGUUCCUGGGCUCCUCCCGGCCAUGUGAAGCUGACUCUGGAGAGGGAGCUAGGAAUCUGGGCUUCUCGAAGCCCACGGGUGAGCCUAAUGUGUUAGCAGCCGCCUUGGGCCCCACCCAGCUCCACUACUGGUCUCUCUAAGGCCUUGCAAGUCCUGGGAGGGCCAGGAAUGGCUGCCCUCUGGACAGGUGCAUGGCUUUAAAAAAAAAAGGACCCAGGUGCCGACCUUCUUUGGUUCAUUAGAGGUGCAGUCCGUAAGCAGGGAGUGCCACCCCCAGAACACCACUGACCACACUCUUGUCCCCAACUAAGUGCUGAAUUCAUUCACCCCACCUCGCCGGUUUGGAAAUAGGAAAAGCCGAGUGUAUGUCUCUAUGUUAUGUUAUUUAUUUAAACGAGUCUGUCCUGGCGUUCUGGUUCGGGUACAUGGCCUGUGCGCCUGGUGAGAAGAGGUUUUUUGUUUUGUUUUGGGGGUUUUUUUAGUCUUUUAAUGUUUCUGUAUGGGGAAGUGAGUUCAACACAACCAAUGUGGGUUGAAGACGGGCACCCUGUGAAGGCUUGAUGGAGAGGUAAAAGCCUACUAAAAGAAAUAAAAGCCUUUUUAUGUCGUGUU